Messenger RNA from Linum trigynum, 4164 nucleotides. Lineage: Eukaryota; Viridiplantae; Streptophyta; Magnoliopsida; Malpighiales; Linaceae. The record is from the annotation of a GenBank genome assembly.
CUAAAAAAACGAUGGGCCCAUAUCUUACAAGCGUUGCGAAAAAUGUGCCGUAUCCGGCCGGGAGACCAGAAUUCCGCCGCAAGUGUCCAACUCCAUUGUACUACUACUACACUACUCGAGCGAGGUGGAGGCAACGUCCCCAACAGUCCAACUCCUAAUCCCAAAGAAAGGUUGUUCAAAUGAAAACGAGGGUUGUAAUCCCAUUCCCUUCCAUGGCGGGCGAGGCUAGCGUCGUCAUUUUACCCAUAACCCUAUCAGUGCACUUCUAAGGUAUAAAUCCUGAAACUUCUGGUCGGUCUGCGUGCUUUCUCCGGGCAAUACGGGAAGGUGGCGGCGAGGUAGCUAGCUUUCUCUCGAUCGACUUUCUCCAGGUUUUCACUCCGAUUUAUUUCUCUUUCAAUGGAUUGUUUACUUCGGUUGACUGUGCCGCUCCGGCCGCCGGAUCGAUUUUCAGUGUCGCUCCGUUUCUUCGAUAUUCUGUUUGUUUAUUGAGAAAUAAAAUGACCGGAGCUUGGGUAGGAAACCUAAUGUCGACCAGCUCUUUUAUCUCCGCCAUAGCGACGCGUCUUGCUCUACAUGACGGAAUUCCGUAUUGUGUUUUAUUUUUUUGCUUGCUUGGUGGUGUGAUUCUACGUCAAUUGCCAGGACCGGAAUUCUCCAAGGCAGUUCAGAUCAAAUCGUGCUAGCUUUCUGGUUUGUGCUUGUUUAUCGCGGGUUCUUCCUAUUAGACGCAGAGAACUUGAUUGGCAUGUUAGAUGGGUGAAAAUUGGAAGUUAGAAGCUGAACUGUCAUCACCUGUAGUGAGGUUAAUUGGAUCAGCGUCUUUGAUUUGAACUGUUAGUGCAAAUCCUGUUUUCCUUACGGUUUAGGAGGAGAGAAGGAUGGCUGUAGAUUAUGCUUGUUCGGUCCUUGUUAAGUUAUAGCAGGAUGGAUGAACGAUAGACAGAUCAGUGAUCAAAGUUACCUCCACUUUUGCGGCUUUCCUUUCUUUGGUUCAUAGAUUAUUCUUUUCUCAAGCUAUGUUGUGUUUAUACUGUUCAGGGUCACCAUCUUAAAUUGCAAACAUGGCGGAUGGAUCAAAGCAUCCAUCAGUUGUUCAGAAGAUAUAUGGGCAAUCCUAUCUUGUCACCAAGCUGUCUCCAGGCUUGCAAAGCAGGAAUGGGACUGCUAGCUUUGACACUGGUUUCCAGUCUCCGCUCCAUUGCACUAUGCAGGGAACUGGGUUGGCAGUUCUCCCCACCCAUUCCCCCAUCUUUGUUCAAGCUCCCUCUGAGAAAGGCUUUGGUGCCUUUAUGAUUGAUUUCCUCAUGGGAGGAGUCUCUGCUGCGGUUUCCAAGACUGCAGCUGCUCCUAUCGAGCGUGUUAAGCUCCUGAUUCAGAAUCAAGAUGAGAUGAUUAAAGCUGGCCGUCUUUCGGAACCCUACGAGGGGAUUGGUGACUGUUUUGCGAGAACCAUGAAGGACGAGGGGGUGAUUGCCCUUUGGAGAGGCAACACUGCUAAUGUUAUCAGAUACUUCCCUACUCAGGCUCUGAACUUUGCUUUCAAAGAUUACUUCAAGAGGCUGUUUAACUUCAAGAAAGACAGGGAUGGUUACUGGAAAUGGUUUGCUGGGAACUUGAUGUCUGGUGGAGCAGCUGGUGCAUCAUCUCUUCUGUUUGUUUACUCCUUGGAUUAUGCUCGAACACGUUUGGCCAAUGAUGCAAAGGCAGCUAAAAAGGGUGGCGAGAGGCAGUUCAAUGGCUUGGUUGAUGUGUACAAGAAAACUAUCAAAACUGAUGGUGUCGCUGGACUCUACCGUGGUUUCAACAUCUCUUGUGUUGGAAUCAUUGUGUACCGUGGACUCUACUUUGGCAUGUACGACUCUCUUAAGCCUGUGGUUCUCACUGGUGAUUUGCAGGAUAGUUUCCUGGCAAGUUUCUUGCUGGGAUGGGGUAUCACAAUAGGAGCUGGGCUGGCAUCUUAUCCAAUUGAUACCGUGCGAAGAAGAAUGAUGAUGACAUCAGGGGAAGCUGUGAAGUACAGCAGCUCGCUGGAUGCAUUCAAGCAGAUUGUCCAGAAAGAAGGCACAAAAUCACUCUUCAAGGGUGCUGGUGCGAACAUCCUUCGAGCAGUGGCUGGUGCAGGUGUGCUUGCCGGCUAUGAUAAGCUGCAGCUGAUCGUCUUCGGCAAGAAGUAUGGAUCUGGCGGCGGCUAAUUUGGUAGGUUGUGGGUAUUCAAGGGGAUAGGGAGAGAGCAAUUAUGAUGAUGAGAAAUUAGAAUGCUUGUUUAGGGGCGUCCUUUGCUAAAGUUUGAAUAAUUUUAGGUUGUCUCAAGUACUGUUUUGUUAUCCCAGUACGUAGUUUGGGUUUGAUGCUAUAGGGCCAUUGUGAUUAGACCUGGUAGUUGCAAAUUUUUGGGGUGUGGUUUUGUUGUGUCAGAGUACUGAGCUGAAUAGUUCCUCGUUUGGACCGUGGAUGAGAAUAAUAAUCAAAAUACGUUGUCUAAGAAGAGUUGCAUCUGUGCUUGUUAUGUCUGAAGUGAAAUUUUAUUACCAGGAUAUGUGUAGCUGAGAAAUUGCGGUAGCGCAUUUAGAACUCACGUCUGAACAUAAUCUCGGCCAUUUUCAGUGAGCGAUACGAUAUUGAUGCAAGAUCGUUUUAGUGUUCAAUGAUUUUGAUGCUAGAUUGUUGGGCUCUAACACGAUUUUAUCAAGAUGGCUGCCAUCAAAAGCGAUCUAGCAAAAUGGCCAUUACCCUGCUUUGGCAACAAAGACACAAGUAACAAGUAAUUUCUGGACAAAAUAGACACAAGUAAUUUCUAGAUAAAAAUAUAUUUGUAUAGCUAUAACUUUCAUAUUGUGACAAAUAUAGUCAUAAUUAUUGAAAAACACAAAAUAGUCCAAAAAUUAGAAGAUAGAGUGACAGAUCUAGUCAUUUCUUGUUAGAAACUAUAACGAUGUUUGUGAUGUGGUGAAAUUCUUUGACGGAACGCUGAUUAGGAUGCAACUCAUUACUCAUGUAAUCUACAAAUCGGCAUAAGUUUACGUAUAGAUUGCUACGUCAUCAAUUAAUGAAAAUUCCCCCCAUUCUUAUAUAUGUCGACCGUCAUGCUACCUUCUACAUUGCGAUUAGGGUUUUCCGGAAAAAGCUUCCUUGGGUUUCCUAUGCUUCCACGGUGCCUUCGUCAUUACCAGGAAGCUUGGGUUUCAUCUGGAAACGAUCUUCGUCGGUCUAUUACGUCGCUGGAUGCAUGCAAGACUUCGUCGGGGAAGGGAGGCGAUGGUGCGGGAUUGAUGUUUGGAUGACAAUUCUGGAGUGGGGUAGAGAUUUUCUAGGUGGUCAGGGCAUCAAUCGGAAGAGGUGUGGUGAUUAUCGGAAGUAGAUCGUAAAUAGGAGAGGGAUUGAAGCUUUGUUGUCUGUUGUGGUUGGAGGACGAGAGACGAAGGUGGGAAGAAAAGAAAGACGAGGAAAGGACACGUGGUCAACUGUGUCGCGUUUUGGAUUUUAUAUUUAAAAUUAUUUUUGGUGUUAAUCCACGUCGGUUGGUGGGGACAAUAAAUCGCCAACUCAACAUUUUCAGUCAGCCUAGUCAUACCGUUAACUAACACCGUUAAAAUAAUGAACUGAAUUGAUCAUUUUGUUUUUUUCGAUAGUUGUAGCUAUAUUUGUCGCAAAUGCAAAAGUUAUGGCUAUCAAAGUGUAUUUUACCUAAUAGACGAUAUACGUCGGAACUUCUAGAAGGGAAUACUUUACAAAAUAUUUGCUAAAAUUGGAAAACAUCCUCAAAGUAUCUUAAACACUCCUAAAUUCUAAGAACAUGUCAUCUUCCGAUCGAUUUCAUAGUGGCGUAAUUUUGUGCUUGAUUAUCCAUUAGACGCACCUUUUUUAAUUCACAUAACUUUUCGAAAUUUGCACUGCCCAAACAACCAAAUGCGAUUUGGUUCGUUUUCGUCUCUAAAUAAUGGUCGUUUGAUGCCCAAUUAAGUAGUUUUGUUAUUUCGCUAACUUUGGAUAGUCGUAAUUUUGUGUUCUAUCAUAUGCUCUUUGUUGAUUAUUGUUCGUCUCCUUUACAAAUUAUUUGUCCAACUUUGUAUUGACUCGAGCUUAGUUUGGACCAGUGCGAUAGUCAGAUAACAAGUGUAAAGAAGCAUAGUUCGAUAAAUAUAAUAGAUACGAAACGUGCAA